AUGAGUGGUACACAUCUUAAGGUGCUGAAUCUAAGCAAAAACAAACUCAACAGCACAAUUCCUGAUGCAUUUCCAGAUAAUUGUGGUUUACAAACUUUAGCUCUUAAUAAAAACCAAUUUGAAGGAGGGUUACCAAAAUCUUUGGCCAAUUGCUCUUGGUUGGAGGUCUUGGACAUUGGGAACAACCACAUCGAGGAUACCUUCCCAUUUUACUUGAACCACACAUCCUUGAGGGUUCUUGUUUUGCGAUCUAACAAAUUCUACGGGCCUAUUUCUCAUCCAAAGCUUAAUGCCCCCUGGCCGAUGCUUCAAAUUAUUGACCUAGCUUCAAAUAAUUUUACUGGUAACCUUCCAACAAUGCUUUUUUCGUCUUGCAUGGCAAUGAUUGAUCGUGCACAUGAGGCGAAAUCAACGCUCAGUUACAUCAAGAUUGAUGCUGAUGGUCUUUACUAUCAAGAUACGAUAGCAAUUACUAUCAAGAAUUUAGAAUGGGAGCUGGUGAAGAUCCUAACUAUCUUCAAGAACCUUGACUUCUCUUGCAAUAAGUUUGACGGUCCUAUACCUGAAGAAAUUGGAGAACUCACACUGUUGUAUACUCUUAACCUGUCUCACAAUACUUUAACGGGCCAAAUUCCAAUAUCUUUGGGAAAAUUGAGUAAUCUUGAGUCUCUAGACCUGUCAAACAAUAAGCUUUCUGGUAAUAUUCCUGUGCAACUCGCCAAUGGUCUUAUUUUCCUGUCGGUCCUAAACCUUUCAUUCAACCAACUGGUGGGACAGAUUCCAUUCAUCAAGCAAUUCGCUACAUUUUCAGAUAAUUCCUUCAAAGGAAACGAAAGAUUAUGUGGUUUGCCUUUGAAAUUACAGUGCUCACAUGAGAAGCCACAAUUGCCGCCUCCAACAUAUGAAGAAAGUCAUUGGAGUAUAAUUGAGUGGAAUUACAUAAGUGCUGAAAUGGGAUUUGUUUGUGGGUUUGGAUUUGUAAUCGGGCCCCUUAUGUUCUGGAAGAGAUGGAGGAUAUGGUAUUACAAACAUGUUGAUGACAUUCUUUUCAAGAUCUUCCCUCAACUGUAUCUUGGAAAAGAACAUCGUCGAAGACAACCAUUUAGAAAUCAAGGGCUGAGGCACUAG
This is a messenger RNA of Alnus glutinosa, 1128 nucleotides long. Its product is annotated as receptor-like protein 9DC3. NCBI's taxonomy places the organism in Eukaryota, Viridiplantae, Streptophyta, Magnoliopsida, Fagales, Betulaceae. Gene Ontology annotation, molecular function: protein binding. The transcript has a single exon. The coding region runs from base 1 to 1128 and encodes 375 amino acids. The record is from RefSeq and is a predicted model, not a curated record.